GAGUACAUGGUCGAAUCAGCUCCGAGAAGUGGUUGCACUGGCCACAUUUUGGCCGCAUUCGACAUGACGGGCGUCGUAGAAGGAAUCGAAGCGGUAUCUGGGUUGGCCGGCCUCUUCAACACGGCCAUAACCUGGUUCGACUACGUCCUCGUUGCCAAGCAGGCGGCUCCGCGACUGCAGUCGCUGUUGGUGAAACUCGACGCCGCGCAGCUGCGGCUGACGCGCUGGGGCAAGGCGGCCGGCCUUACAGGCUCGCAGAUUGAGGAUGAAGAGUCACUGAAGAGUUCAGGCUCGUUCCAGCUCGACGAAUCGGAAGAGCAGCUAGCGGUCGUGACGUUCCAGGCCGUGGCGGAUCUCUUUGAACAGUGCAAGAAACUUUGUCAUCACGAGCGCAAAGGCAAGAGCAAAGACGACCCCAGUGCCACAGAGAACGAGGUCAGCCCAUUUAGCACGGUUGGCCUGAACUGGAACCCUAUGCACCGCUACCUUCAUGGGAAAAUGAGAGACAUCGCCGACGGCCGCAAAAAUAAAGUCUCGGUCGCGCAGCGGGUCAAGUUCGCCAUCUACAAGAAAGAGCAUCUCGAGAAGUUCAUCAAAGAUAUUAACGAUCUUAUCGACGAACUAUAUAAAAUCCAUGAACCACCCGUGGAGGAGCAGGAGGAGCUCGGCAAGGAGGAACUAGCGAAGUUUCUUGAGGUCCUGAAGGAGUUGGAUGUCGCUUCCGACCGCGAUCCCGUCAUACGCUCUGCUGUGCGGAAUAUUCUCAAACAAGAGGCAAGUAGAACUUCAUUUAACCUUGCCGUUUGA
Podospora pseudocomata is the source of this 807-nucleotide messenger RNA. RefSeq lists its product as uncharacterized. Lineage: Eukaryota; Fungi; Ascomycota; Sordariomycetes; Sordariales; Podosporaceae. The record is from RefSeq and is a predicted model, not a curated record. The coding region runs from base 7 to 807 and encodes 266 amino acids. The transcript is spliced from 2 exons.